Molecule: messenger RNA, 1839 nt
Organism: Alternaria metachromatica
Lineage: Eukaryota; Fungi; Ascomycota; Dothideomycetes; Pleosporales; Pleosporaceae
Exons: 4
Coding region: 1-1839 (612 amino acids)
Biological process (GO): DNA-templated transcription; positive regulation of transcription by RNA polymerase II
Cellular component (GO): nucleus
Molecular function (GO): sequence-specific DNA binding; zinc ion binding
Source: RefSeq, a predicted model, not a curated record
AUGCACAUCAAACGCAAUAUAGACGAUCUUAUGGCCAAAGCCAAUGUGCAGAAUUCCGAAAACAUAACGCGGGUACCAGAUUUCAUUCGCGUCGGCGAGGCAGAUCCAGCCUCGACUUCCAUCUCGGACGUUCUUGCUGUUGUGCCACCCCGUCCGGUUGCCACAUUCUUGACCAAUGUCUUCUUCAAACAUGCCACCAGCGUCUACUACUACGUAGACCGACGUUGGUUUGACGACAUCCUAGAUAUCAUAUACACCAAGCCCGUCUCACUACGCUCCAAGGAUGUUACUGCAAUAUGUGUAGUACUGAUGGUGCUGGCAGUCGGAACCCAAUACGUCCAUUUAGAAUCGCCCGAUCGCCACAAUAAUUGCAGUACUCGUGUUGCAACGGACUCUGAAGUUCAGAGUAGUUGGGAGCUCGAGAUUGGAUCCGGAUUUUACCGUCAAGUAGCAAAGCUGCUUUCGGAAGUCAUUCACGCUGGCUCGCUGCUCAGUGUCCAGGCACUUCUACUUCUCGGCCUAUAUUCCUUACCUAUCGAUGCAUCUGGGCUGAGUUACAUCUAUCUAAACUUGGCUAUCAAGGUGGCCAUACAAAACGGGAUGCACCGAAAGGUCUCGCGCAACGUUCUCGAUGCGAGAACAAAAGAAAUCAGGCGUCGCAUUUGGUGGACAGCCUACUGCAUGGAAAGAAAAAUUGGUAUAUACCACGGCCGCCCGAUAUCCAUCGUACGAUCCGAUAUCGAUGCAGAUCUGCCUCAGAGGUCUGAAUCGCACCUCAUGAAUGAUGACCAUUUCGCUCCUCAAGGUCUCCUGGAUUCAAUCGAGCUCACAAGGCAAGCUGAAGCAUUCCACCACGAAAUAUCGUGUCUCCGCACAUGUGCGAACGCUGAAGUCGGGGUAAUCUUGGACCGUAUCAAGCGCAUGAAGGCGGAUCUGGGAGGGCCCUGGUCGCCUCCUCGCGGGGGUGUAUUAUCGCCUCCUGCGAACCACGAAGCAGAGUUACCAAAAUCCCGCGCAUUGAUUCAUUCUCGACUAGAGUGCUGCCUAGUGCACAUGUUUAUCGGACGACCCUUCAUCCUCGCGCACCGUCACGCGCGGACCAGUGUACAUUCCAAGGACGCCAAUGCCGCAUCCGCAUCCCCAGAAGUACGCCGGAGGAAAGCAUCCGAGUCUCACUCACAGUGGGACUUCUUAGUCCAGGACUGCGUUGCGGCUGCGAAGGAAGUUAUCAGCACAUGUCAGAUCAUGCAGACGGGCGACAUGGGCCUUGCAAAGUCGUCAUAUGCCGAGUAUAGUUCCUGCCGUGCAUCACUGCUGGUCUUGAUCGCAUAUAGCAUAUGUUACCGUACAAACGAGUUCGCAAACACCCUACAAGUAGGUCUACAAGCGAUCAGAGAAAUGGCUUCGGCGGGCGAUUCCGCGCGUUCAGAAGUGUCGCUCCUGGAGACACUGGAAGCUGCGCUGCAUCGACUCCACGUUUUCAAUCCAUUGCCCAAUCAACCUGCGGUCACGGAAGCAAACGAUGCAGCUGAAGAGGGCUACAACGGUCUUCUUAACUGGUAUAAGAAAGCAGAAAAGUCCACAGUCCCUCGUUUUGGGCCUUCAGCAUCCGGACAUGCAAAUGUACAGGCAGCAACGGCGCAAGGCCCAAGGAUAACACCAAACAGAACCGAUGCAACAGUGGAUACCAUGCCAAGCUAUGUACCCCUUGAUGGCUAUCCGUUCGAUUUCGAUCUACUCAACUCGGAUGGAAGCGAGGCAUUCUUCACCUCGGACUUUGGUGACCAUGGUAACGCAGAGAGGGAGUUCUUUGAGAGCCUUUCAUGGUUACCGAAGUGA